AUGCAGGGGACUACAAAAGUCAACGCCGACAAGACCAAUUCAGGCAUACCGACUGGUAGCGCGGUCCCAGACGCCCCUCCCAAGAUACUCCGGAAUGAAGCUGAUUCAGAUGACGACAACAAUGACAACGAGAACGAGGAGAAUAACGACAACAUGGACAAUGCGAGCACCGACGGUGAUGAUAAUGACAGCGAUAUCGCCACGAUUACCGUGAAUCUGAGAACGAUCCUUGAAGUCGACUUCAACGAAAUGGAAACAAACCCCGACCACGUCGAGAUCCCUCGUGGUACUGAGUUCCAUGGGAUUAUUGGCAACAUGGAGUGGUGCAUGCACCACGUCGACGAACGCUUAUUCGACCCAGUAAGACUACGAAACUCUGAUCUGUUGGAAGACAGCAAGAACAACUCCGGAACUAAUGACGGUAAUUGGAUGGACCAGCUUUUGUUUGAGCCAGGUCUUGAGCGAAUCGAUGUUGUGUUCGCAUACAGGGCUUACAAGAAUACGGCCCGCAAGUACGAGCUCGUCGGAGAGAACGGCAAAGAUGUCACUGUGGGUCAGUUCGUAAAGGCCGUCCGCGAUCAGCUACAGCAUGCGGAGGCAGACAUACGCAAGUUUUCUGGAGAGCUUUCCCUCAUCUACAACGACUGUUUCGGAGAUGCUCUAUGA
Alternaria rosae is the source of this 666-nucleotide messenger RNA. RefSeq lists its product as uncharacterized. Lineage: Eukaryota; Fungi; Ascomycota; Dothideomycetes; Pleosporales; Pleosporaceae. The transcript is spliced from 3 exons. The record is from RefSeq and is a predicted model, not a curated record. Bases 1 to 666 code for a protein of 221 amino acids.